Aphanomyces astaci is the source of this 1572-nucleotide messenger RNA. RefSeq lists its product as hypothetical. Bases 13 to 1371 code for a protein of 452 amino acids. Lineage: Eukaryota; Oomycota; Saprolegniomycetes; Saprolegniales; Verrucalvaceae. The transcript has 4 exons. The record is from RefSeq and is a predicted model, not a curated record.
UCCAGUGCUCCCAUGUCGAGCACAGCGACCAGCGCGACUUCUGGUGGUGCCUACGGCAAGACCAUUCCUCCGUCCAAAAAUGCAUCGUCACUAGCACGUCCAAGAGACGAAGCCAACUUGCUGGACGAAGCCGACAUGUGGGCCACUGUGUGUGACAUUCUCCACACAUCCCCAGUUGAGCCACAGCGCCGGGACGACUUGGACGUCUACACCUGUCACAGUGUCAGCAGCUACCAGGACCCAUGCCUGCCCAAACCCAAGCGCAUUCGAGUUUACACAAACAAGGCCGAAGUCCAGCAGCUGGAGGCGGAAAUCAGCGACUUGCAGGCCCAACUCAUGGCAGCCAAGCAAACGGCGAUGUCGUCGUGUAGCAACAAGGUGCCGUCAAUGUGGGCGCGGGCAGCCGCUCGACAACGCCUAGACAAGAACAAGUGCUUGGACGAAAAUCAGCAGCUCCAAGCCGCCGUGGCCGAACGCAGCAAGCACAUACAACGCCUCCAAAAGCUCAUACUUAAGACUCCUCGUUGGACGUCGCUACCAGAAGUGACCGACGAGAGCGCAUGCCUCGGGCGGCAGCUCCCGGCGGACCCCGCGCUUCGCCUCGCUGCCAUCCACCGCCUCGCGGACCGCCACUUGCAGCGAUUUCACACGGCGUUCAUUCAGGCUGGGGCACUGGACUUGACGCACGACAUGUGCCGUGGCGACUCGAUUGCGUUGGCACAAGAUCAGAUUGGGUUCCAAUCUAUUAACCACAUCAACCUGCCGGCGCCGUAUCGCAGCAUCGCCGACGCGUGUUGGAGGGUCUUGUCUGGCAGAUUGUCGACAGAGGAGGAGAUACACACUCGUCCACGCGGUGACGUCCAGGUGUGGGAGCAUGUGGACGAGCACACCGUGUACGAACGCUACCGCUCUCGGCACCACACUGGGCGUCAUUCAUUCUUUCAUGGCAAUGAGAUACGAAAAUACCAUGUAACCACCGAACAUAUUGUCAUUGCAUGGGUGUCUGUUGUGGACGACGCGCUCGUGACGCUGCACCCGUCCGAUUCCAUCGACGAAGUGUGGGGCUGGUGGUCAUUUGUAGCCGACCCUGACGAUCCCCAGAAAUGUCGCACGACCAUCGUCGGGCACUCCAAUAUCUCCAGAGCCCUCGAGCACCAAGACGUGAAGGCCGACCCGUCCGACGUCAUCGCAGCCCUCAAGCAACUCGUGCUGACCAAUUCCAACGAAGUGACCAGUCCACGGGACGACCCGCCGUCGUUGUUCUUGGUGCCGUUUCUCGAACGAAAGCGGCGGAUGCGACCACAACUCCGACGUGUCAUCGAACAAGUCAUUCUCCAACACAACGCCGCUGCUUCGGUGUCACAGACAUAGCAUAUAUGGCCAAUGUGUGACACUGUAUGUCCAUGUCGAUGCCACAACGACGUCACAUGUCUUUGCUUGGAGAAAACCAUUUCUCCAAGGUUGUGUGAGUUCUGUUGUAAGAUGAAAUGGGCAAGAUUCAGUAGUACAGUUCAAGUUUUAUUGUUGUGUUUAUAUUCUAAACUGGAGCGACAUGGAGACGACCAAAUGGAC